AUGUUCCGAAUUAUCGUGGCACUUUUUAGCCUUCUUUCACUUGUCCUGGCAGGACCUACUGAAUAUGAUCAAGUCCACACUUGGAUGCCCAGAAACUAUUGCAAUGAUCCUGUUUCGAAAUACCUAGUCCCUGGAGGCCAGGACCUUGUCUCCGACUUGGUGGUUGGCCGGAAGAAGGCAAGUACCGAGGUUGUGCCAGCUCGAGUCCGAACCUCUACUCUUAAGGCCAGAUACAAUGGACAAAACCAUGCCGGAACUACAUCCCGUGACUAUGAUUUUUUGGUGGCCCCCGAGGGUGUUACUUUUGGGUGGAUCCCAAGUAAGAACGGACUCUCCGAACCGGGAGCGGUGGCUGCAGGAACCGACGCAGACGGAGAGUCUGUAAUUGUCUGCCGUGGAAAUACGACAUCAGGAUUAAUUAUCGGAUCCCUGUAUCCCAGUAAAGGAUUGUGCUACAUUUGGCCCGAGAACACUUCAAAAGUACUUCUGAGUGAUUAUGAAGUUCUGGUUUCCAAUUAG
Molecule: messenger RNA, 519 nt
Organism: Drosophila bipectinata
Lineage: Eukaryota; Metazoa; Arthropoda; Insecta; Diptera; Drosophilidae
Source: RefSeq, a predicted model, not a curated record